GAAGUCGAGGCCUCUCUUGCUUCCGGCUCGGCCAUUGUUUUUGCUUGAACUGGCAGUAGAGGUCUCCGGCUUCGUUGCCGAGUGCCACCGCGAGUGGGCCGGGACGCGGAGGGAGGCGCGGCCGCAGCUUGGGUUGCCGACGCCGGCCGGGACCGCGCUUCUUCCCCGUGGCAGGUGGCGCGGUCCCGGAGACUCUCAGAAGCCGCCCGAUGUAGAUAGAGCCGCUUCUUUGUCCCAUACCCCUGACCAUCCGUGCGUGGCACGGAGCCGGAUAUCUGCGGGUACAGCGAUGAACAGGGCAGACGUGGCCAGGCAACACUGCCAUCAAGCCUUUCCCCAACCCUGAAAAAUAGCUCCUGAGAUCUGAACUGUAAAUCAUCGUUUUAAUUGGAUCAAUUGCAACUGGAACAAGCUUCUCUUUGGGGUCACAAUGACCACUGAAGGCAGAGGAAAUGUAGGCCUCAUCCUCAGGAGUACUGCUUUCCAGAAGCAGGAAGGGCGCCUGACUAUGAAGCAGGAGCCAGUGAGCCAGACCUGGGGUCAGGGCAGCAGUCUCCAAAAGAGCCAUCCUCCUGUCUGUGAAAUCUUCCGGCUACACUUCAGGCAAUUAUGUUACCACGAGAUGUCUGGGCCACAGGAAGCAUUGAGCCGGCUCCGGGAGCUCUGCCGCUGGUGGCUCAUGCCAGAGGUCCACACCAAGGAGCAGAUCCUGGAGCUGCUGGUGCUGGAGCAGUUCCUGAGCAUCCUCCCUGGGGAGCUCCGGACCUGGGUGCAGCUACAUCACCCUGAGAGUGGUGAUGAGGCUGUGGCUGUGGUGGAGGAUUUCCAGAGACACCUCAGUGGACCAGAGGAGGUUUCUGCCCCAGCACAGGAGCAGGAAAUGCAUUUGGAGGAGACAACAGCUCUGGCUGCAACAAAGGAAUCUCCUCCUGCAUCACCCCUCAGUGGGGGCUCAGACCCUGGAGCCCACCUGCAGCCUCCUUAUGACUCAAGGACACACCACUUCGCCAAUGGGGACUUUGCUCAACCUGCUUCUCCAGUUCCUACCCUUCCUCAAGUGGGAAACUCAGGAGACCAAGCAGAGGCAACUGUACUUCGGAUGGUCAGGCCCCAGGAUUCUGUGGUGUUUGAGGACCUGUCUGUAGACUAUACUCAGAAGAAACAGAAAUGUCCUGCGCUCAGCCAGAGAGCAAUGCACUGGAACAUGAUGCUGGAAAAUGACCACAGCAUGGCCUCCUUGGCAGGUGAGAACAAGCUGGAGAGUUCAGAGUUGACUCCAAAGCAGAAAAUUUUUAAAGGAUCAGAGUCAUCUAAUAGGACAUCUGGGGAACUCUUUGGGGUGGUUCCUGGGGGAACAGAGACUGGAAAUGUUUGUGAAGAUACUUUCAAGGAGUUAGAAGGACAAACCUCAGAUGAAGAAGGGAGCAGACUAGAAAAUGAUUUCUUGGAAAUAACAGAUGAGGAUAAGAAAAAAUUCACAAAGGACAGAUUCAACAAAUAUAAGGAAGUUGGGGAACAUCCACGUCUGUCCUCCAGUCCUGCUGAAAAUGAAGACAUUUUAAAGGGACAGAAAUCCUAUCAAUGUGAUGAAUGUGGCAAAGCUUUCAAUCGGAGCUCUCACCUUAUUGGCCAUCAGAGAAUCCACACUGGAGAGAAACCCUACGAGUGUAACGAGUGUGGAAAGACCUUCAGGCAAACCUCUCAGCUCAUUGUUCAUCUCAGAACCCACACGGGGGAAAAACCUUAUGAAUGCAGCGAGUGUGGAAAGGCCUAUAGGCACAGCUCCCAUCUCGUUCAACACCAAAGACUCCAUAAUGGGGAGAAACCCUAUAAAUGUAAUGAAUGUGCAAAAGCCUUUACUCAGAGUUCCCGACUCAUUGACCACCAGAGAAUCCAUACUGGGGAGAAACCUUAUGAAUGCAAUGAGUGUGGAGAGGCAUUCAUUCGAAGUAAAAGUCUUGUUCGACAUCAGGUCCUGCACACUGGUAAGAAACCUUACAAAUGUAAUGAGUGUGGGAGAGCGUUCUGUUCCAAUAGAAAUCUCAUUGACCAUCAGAGAACCCACACUGGAGAGAAGCCUUAUGAGUGUAAUGAAUGUGGUAAAGCCUUCAGUCGGAGUAAAUGUCUUAUUCGACAUCAGAGCCUCCACACUGGAGAAAAGCCAUACAAAUGUAGUGAAUGUGGGAAAGCCUUCAAUCAGAACUCUCAACUUGUUGAGCAUGAGCGAAUUCAUACUGGAGAAAAGCCUUUUGAAUGUAGUGAGUGUGGUAAGGCAUUCGGUCUGAGUAAAUGUCUUAUUCGGCACCAGAGACUUCACACAGGUGAAAAGCCCUAUAAAUGCAAUGAGUGUGGAAAAUCCUUCAAUCAAAACUCACACCUUAUUAUACACCAGAGAAUUCACACUGGUGAGAAACCUUAUGAAUGUAAUGAGUGUGGGAAGUUAUUCAGUUAUAGCUCCAGCCUUAUGGUACAUCAGAGAACCCAUACUGGGGAAAAACCUUAUAAAUGCAAUGAUUGUGGGAAAGCUUUUAGUGACAGCUCACAGCUUAUUGUGCACCAGAGAGUUCACACCGGAGAGAAACCUUACGAAUGUAGUGAGUGUGGGAAGGCCUUUAGUCAGCGUUCCACUUUUAAUCACCACCAGCGAACUCAUACUGGAGAGAAGCCCUCAGGUCUGGGUUGGUCAGUUUCUUAAGGUAUGGUUCUCUGAGACGGAGAGCAAGGACCUUAGAGUUAAGCUUUCUUUAUAAGAAGGAUGCUUACAUUGGUUUCCUGGAGCCAGUAGUCACAGUGACUCCCUACUUGCUUAUCCUUGGAUCACUAAGGUAGGAGAGUAGGAGUAACUUAUUCCAGUUCUUACCCACUGUUAGGAAGAUAAGGACUACACAUGUCAUUUAAUUGUGGGUUUCCUUUUUUUUCUUUAUUUUAAAAUUUUAACUUUUUAAAUCUAUUUCAUUUCUUAGUUAUGCAUCUCAAAAUCAGACUCCAUGCUUUUCAAAGAGAGAGAUAAUAUCUUCUAUAUUCUAUCCUACCUCCUCCAUUUCACCAUUUAUACAAAGUCAUUCAACAAGGCUGAUUCAUGCCUUCCUGCCUCUUGGCUGUGGCCCUCCCCAUCUACUCUUUAAACAUUAAUCUAUAGCCUUUCAUUGCUUUCAUUCCUUAUCUAGGAAACAUUUUCUUCUGUUCUCUAAUCUUUGUCUCUCACAAUUUUUGAAAUCCAUCUCAUCUCUUAAGUACUUUCUUCUUUAAAUGCUUCUUUGUUUUUCUUCAACUUCUCUUGAUUUGACCUCAAUGCUUUGAAUUUACUGGUGCUACAAUAUGUAACUGUUGUUAAAUUGCCUUGUAAAUUUUGUGUGUCUGUAUACUUUUAUAAUAACUUGUUGUAGGCUCUUUGAGGUCAGGUAUGUAUUUCUUUCCAAUAUAGAUAGUAUUUUGUACACUCAGUUGUUAAAUAAAUAAUUUUUAAAAUCUCAA
This is a messenger RNA of Saimiri boliviensis boliviensis (Bolivian squirrel monkey), 3474 nucleotides long. It is a transcript of the gene ZNF660, whose product is annotated as zinc finger protein 660. The record is from RefSeq and is a predicted model, not a curated record. Gene Ontology annotation, biological process: regulation of cytokine production; negative regulation of transcription by RNA polymerase II; regulation of immune system process. Gene Ontology annotation, cellular component: nucleoplasm. Lineage: Eukaryota; Metazoa; Chordata; Mammalia; Primates; Cebidae. Gene Ontology annotation, molecular function: RNA polymerase II cis-regulatory region sequence-specific DNA binding; DNA-binding transcription repressor activity, RNA polymerase II-specific.